Messenger RNA from Danio rerio (zebrafish), 2628 nucleotides. The record is from RefSeq and is a predicted model, not a curated record. NCBI's taxonomy places the organism in Eukaryota, Metazoa, Chordata, Actinopteri, Cypriniformes, Danionidae.
ACGAGAAAGAUGCUUGGUUCAAAACACCGCGUCGGAGCGCUGCGUUCAGUCAGCGGGUCUGCUGUAGAGGAGAACGGGCGCUGAGGGCUGUAGGAGGGCACACUCUACCUGUCUUUCUCGAAGGUUUGGCACCAGGUGGAUGAACAAGACAUUUCAAGGUCAUAAAGUGAUGUCAUCAAAUGCAUUGCCCUGUUGAGGAUCGAAUACAUCUCAGUCUGUUUUCAGUAUCUUGGAGCAGAAAUGAAAACGAGUGAAAUGUGGUUGUGAAUGUGUGUCUUUGAAGGACUAGGUGGAGGCAAGUGAAGGAGCAAGACCUUUGAUGGAUCCAGGAUUACUGCUGAGCUUUUGACAGACUGAUACAACAUGAAUGUGCAAGGAAAUGCACAAGCUGGAGAAAACAACCAACGGGAAAUACAAAACGAGGACAAGCAGACUUUGCUAGAAGCUGUAGAAGAUGCCAAUGCCAAUCAAAUCACCAAAGAAAAAAUUAAUUCAGAUGACCGAGAGAAUGACAGUUCCGUACCCAUGUCGCACUCUGAAGCAAAGGAGAGGAUCAUUAUCUGGGGAACACAUGCUCGAAGUGUAGACCCUGAGCUGGAAGAGUUUGAACUGCUGGAGUCUAAUGAGUUAGAAACAUUUAUUGUGGACAAAGAAGAGGUACACAUUUCGAGUGAGAGAAGACAGAAUGGAACAAAAAACUUUGGUGACAGGAAGUUGACUUUUGGAUCCCCUUGGAAAGACCACAAUGAAAACCACAGUGUGGAUGGAGAUGCAAAUGAGAACUCACAGCCCCUUGACCUCAGGACCUCUAGCUCUCGCUCUGGUGCAAACCGAACCCUGAGAGAUGGCCGAAGUGGAUCUGAAAGCAAUGUCUUUUCAUCUUCUCUUUCUGCAGUGACCAGCCUCAGUGGAAGUUUAGCCAGUGCCCUGGACACUGCAGGCUGCACACAGCCUCUCUAUUCCCAGUUCACCAAGUCUACCUCAGGCAAAGGCAGGAACCAGCAACCAGCUACUACUGAGUCCUUCAUCCACUCAGAGAGAAACAGGGAUCUUCCCAGGGAUUUGGACCAAAACCAUAACUCUACUAUACUGCCUCAGGAACCACAAUAUGACCGAAGUAAGCUAAUCACUCCAAGUGGUGCAUAUCCUUCAAAUGGAACCAUAAAAGUGCAUAAAUUCCCAAUGGAAGCGGAGCAGAAUACUGGAUAUAAAUGGAUGUCAACUGAGGUGCCGAAAGGUAUGGUGAGGGUACAACCUUCUUGUCGGCAGCUUGUCCGCCCUCUUUCUACAGAAAAGCGAUUAACCUCAGGAUAUCCCAACAGUGACCAGGCAGACCAACAACAAUCCCACUAUUCAGAGACCUGUCAUGGACAUCAACAAGUGCUAGCUUGUACAGAAGUCAACAGUAAUCCCAACACAGGCACAGAGAUGGUUCACAACCAGACCUUUACCAGAGAAGCCCAACGUAUAAAGAGGCAGAGCUCAGCAGAUCGUGCCGCAAGUCCCUCCAGCCUUGAAAGAAAGACACACUUCAGCCGCCGGGCCUACAGCAGUCCAAGUAGACCAUCCCCUCCUCCAUCCCCCAAGACCACAAGGUCUCCUCAAAGGCAUCCUUCAUCAUCACCCAUCAAAACUUUACCCUCUCGAGCUCCACAGUUGGGUUAUGCUGGGUACACUUCAGGCUUAAGAGCCCCAGUGAAAACAACUAUUAACACAAGCGUUCACAAACCUCUUGCACAGCAGACUUCAAUGGAGACCUCCCCGCCAAGCAAGUGUCUGCCAAAACCAAAAAGUGUCCGGCCCAAAAUCAUCACAUACAUUCGAAAAACCCCGCAGGUGAAACCCCAGCCCCUUGAAGGAUCUUACGAGGUGUCAUCCUUACCUACAAGGCUCUCAACAUACAGCAGCACACAGGCCAAACCAGCUGUAGGAGAUCAAGGGGAAGCAAGUGUGCUGAGUGCCUCAAAUUUACUCUACGAUAAGUAUCGACAAGAGAUGCAGAAGGUCCGAUUAUUCUCUCCUGGACUAAUGGGGUCUGGGAUUAAACCACCCAGCAACACCAUGCCUCACAAAAUGGCUGGCAGAUCGGACAGCUUCUACGGGUCUCUUAACAAGCCUCUAUCUGCAGCAGUGGGACGAUCCGCAGUUGGCCUUGGGUCUCCAGUGUCUGCAGCUGAGGACCCAUCUGGAUCACCUAUGGGAGCACAGGAUACAGGGAGUCUUUUUCGUUCACCACGGGGCCUAAGACCUCAACUUGGCGUUGGUGCUGUAAACAGGACUCCUUCUGUACUUGCAAAAGGCAGGAUGACCUUAACAAGUCACCCAAAGUCACCACUGACCAUCAGUCAACCAAUGCAGGCAGUUAACCCAACCACUCAAACUCCUCAGGAAACACAAGAUCAGAGAAAGCCGGUGUCGACGGGUUUAGCUGCUAAAUCUCUCCUGCCGAAGCCGGCUCAGGCUCAGUCUGGCCUGCGUCCUCCUGGUUAUUCGCGUCUCCCUCCGGCACGACUGGCUGCUUUUGGGUUCGUCCGAAGCUCCAGCGUCUCUUCUGUGUCUAGUAACCACUCCACUGACAGCACACGGAGUGACCCCUGCCGACCUGCUUACCGUAAGUUACUGUAAUAC